UUGUUAGGUGAUUUCACAAUUUCCUUUUUGAUAUCAAAUCAUUGUAUAUAAUCAUUGUAAUUCAAUUCAAUUCAAUUUUAUUUUAUGAAUGGCAGUGCUGUGUUGCCACAAUUUUGCCAAUGUCACGUUGUGGAUAGUUUUACAUCUCAGAGAUUUAUAAGAGGCUCAAAAGUAUCCGUCAAGCGCAUAAUAAUAUAUAUAUAAUCAUUGUAUAUCAUUGUAAUCAUGAACGUGCCUCACUUUAUUAUGUUAAUUGACAACUAUCAGAAACCAUAGAUUAUACACUUAUAUAGUCAGAAACUAUUUGACAUUUAGUAACUAAACAGUGAACCGUCAAAAUUCAAUUUCUUUCGCAACAUUGAAGUGUUUAUGUUUGUUAAUUUAUCGAUGCAGGAUGUUUUAAUUAUUCAUAAUAUAUUGAAUCAUAAAAAGCUAAAUAGGACUUUUUAUAUUGAGAAUCACGCAAUUAAAGCUAGAGGUAUGACUGAGGAGUCGUCUAACGAUGCAUCCGUCGUCGCUAUCAUAUCUGAUGAGGAAGAUGACUCUUAUUCAGAUAAACCAAUUAUUAAACUAUUUAAACGUCUUAUAGCUAAUGAUAGCAAACAAAACACGAUACUAACUAACAAUCAAAUUCUCGACUUACUAAAAUUGGAGUUCGAUAUCGAUAUAUUAGUAUUACACAGCUUAGAGGUUGACAUUUAUAUAACACUGAUGAAGAGGUUCUUAAAGGACUGGCCCCAAUGGGAAGACUUUGACAAUAAAGUGAAUGAAGCCAAGAAAAAAAAUGAGAUCAAUGCGUUAAAAAAUAUGCUACAGGAAAAACAUGACAAUCUUAAAGAGUAUUUACGAUCUGUUAUUGAUAUAGCAAAGCCUCGGGCGAAAGAAGCAGUACUUAAAGCAAAAGAACACAUCAAGAACAACACUGAAAUGCCCAAAAAUGAUGGAAGCGACAAUACAAAUGCAGAGGCUAUCUUAGAAGUGGAUGCGUCACGCUGGCAACUUGACCAUCUGUUUUUACGAUUGCCAGUAGCAGGCUCAAUUUUCAAUGUUGAUCCGCAGCCUCCAUACUCAAAAAUCACAGUGAAUAAUUUUAAAACAGAAGCCAUGUUGAAUUGGUGGAAUAUGAAUAUAGAAAUACGGUUACGAAAUAAAGGUCCCAAUUUAUUGUACAGGAGAGAAAUGAUUCACGAAUUAAGGCAUACAUUGGUGAAUAAAAUAUUACCAAACCAAAAUAACCCAUGCAUCAAACUCGACCAAGAGUUGCAAGUUAAAAUGAAGUUAAAAAGUCGACCAACUGAGAGUCCCAGAUUAAUUGAUUUUAUAGAUAAGAUAGCUUCUAUGUAUCCUGUGAAAAACUGUGACAUAAAUGAGGUGUUUGAAUUUGUUAAAAAAGAUUUAUUUUUGAUGCCCCAGAAGGUGUUUACUGCUGCGCUUUAUAAAAGAUAUUUAAACGAAUACAGUUACGUCCGUUACCAUUAUGUAAUGGAUGAUAAUGGAAAUCUGCAAGACAAAUACGAUAUACAAUUAGAAGAGAUCGUUUUGCCGAUGGUCAAGUUCAAUAUUGCUGCAUUCGACGUGAAGGAUGUUGUCCUUGACGCGACGAGUUUGAUCGUGGAAUGUUCUACCUGUAAGGAGUCAUUCACAGGGGCAAAACUUUUGACAGAAUUGAGGGAACAUUUUGGAGCGCAUCCACCUGAAAAACCGUGGUUAUGUACGAACUGUGGUUUAGAGUUUCCGAUGUUGCUGCUGGCGGAGAGGUGGUGGUCGCAUCGGUGCCAAUGAAUUUAUAACUUCUAAUUUUAAUUUUUCAUAUGUGCGACGAUGUACUGUUGACUCUGAGUAUUUUCUAUGGAUGAUGAUGCUAUGUGAUGGAUAGUUUUACAUUGUACUUAGGGACUCGGCCUGGCAUGGAUGUAGUCACCAACCUGGGUCCGGUUUGGAAUCUCUUAUUGUACUAUUAACUCUGUGAGUAUAUUCAAUGAUUCUGCUAGAUAAUUUUAUGCAAAUAUUAACUGUAACCUAUGGCAUAACUCGCGUGAUACCCAGGUAGACGUCUCUGUACCAAAUUUUAUAUAGAUAUUUUAAACUGUUUCCGUGUGACAGAGUAACAAACUAAGGAUGUUUAUAUUUUUCGAACAGCAUUCCAGAUGAUUGUAAAUGCUACUAUGUGUUUAUGUAAAUCUUUUCAAAAUUUUUCUUCUUGUUUCAUUAUGAAUUAAAUUGUUUAGCAUGGUUAACUUAAUUUGUACAUAUCAUUGCAUGUGACAUAAUCUACAUUCAAAUAGGAAUAAUUUUGUGCUCAAGUGUAAAUAAAUAAAUUUAAGUAUA
Molecule: messenger RNA, 2328 nt
Organism: Zerene cesonia (dogface butterfly)
Lineage: Eukaryota; Metazoa; Arthropoda; Insecta; Lepidoptera; Pieridae
Exons: 2
Coding region: 370-1782 (470 amino acids)
Source: RefSeq, a predicted model, not a curated record